GGCUGUUUGUCGGACUUCGUGAGCGCUUACUUCCGUCGGUGGCGUCUAAGAACAAUGAGCGCGUUGACUCGGAGGACAAUAACGAGGCCGGCAAAGACAACAAUUGCGAGAAGAACAACACGGCAACCAUGGCAAUUAUUCUCGUGAGUUCCAUUUCAGGCUCAUGGCGCACUGAGUCGUGCUCUCCGUGCCCCCCUCUCCAUCCAACGACCACCACCCGCCUCUCUUUCCGCGCACGAGCUCGACAUGUUUUCGAGUCUUCUUCCCUUAAUUCCACUCCUUUGGACCUCAUCUGUUGCUGCGCAAUCUGUUUCGGUCGUCUGCGUUGCAGGUCAAUGCCUGGAAGGAUAUACGAAUAUCACUCUGGGAGCGACCUUGUCAGCGUCGGGGUACUCGACCAGCUUGCAACUCCUCCCGGGGGAGUAUACAUCUACGACCAACCCCGAACUCCUUCAUGAACUCUUGACGUCCUCCAGCGCCGCGCUCUCCGCCAGUGACGGCUUCUCCGUCAACAAAUCUGUCUCAUUACCGUUCGACAUCUCGCUUCAGCCCGGUGUCGCUGUGUACUCUGGUGCUAACUACUCCGGGGAUGCCUCCUUCAACGCCCUCCCGACGAAUGUCUCGACGAACAGCACGAAGCACCUCUCAGCUGGUUCUCUUGCGCUUGCUUCCGAUGUUUGGAUGUCGGUAUCUGGCGCGUCGUCCAACGACCGCAUCGUCUUGUGGAGCUCCGUCCCGGACGUCUCCCAGCUCCCCUCGAGCUCCCUGGGCAACUCGCUCACUCUGCUAGACAUGCAAUCGACCGCGUGCUCGUCGCCGUGCUCAUCCGGUGGCAUCUGCUCUACCUCUGGCAAGUGCGUUUGCCAGAGCGGCUUCACAGGAUCGUCCUGCGAGUCCUGCGCGUCCGGGCACUUUGGGCCGAGCUGCGAGGCCUGUCCGGUGGGCUGCCUCGACUGCGACGACGGUAUCUCUGGUACCGGCAAGUGUCUCAAGUUCAACGUGACCAACGCGCCCUCCACUUGCAACUGCGUCAAUGGAGUUUGCAAUUCGAACGGCCAGUGCACUUGCAAUGCAGGCUGGACGGCUUCUUCGAACGGCACGGCGUGCGCGACAUGCGCCAAGGGCUACUUCCUGGACUCCAGUGGCAACUGUGAAAUCUGUGCCCUAGGCUGUGAAGAGUGCGCCAACGGAACCGGUGACUGCAUCACCUGCGAGUCCGGCUUCACUCAGAGCUCCAAUGCUGCUACGCAGUGCAUUGCAACCCAGCAGACGACGUCUGGCGGUACACAGUGCCCCGACGGCAGCUUCAGCAAUGGUGCCUCCUGUGAACAAUGCUCGUCUCUUUGCCAGACAUGCACUGGCGCAACGUCCAACGACUGCAUCAUCUGUGCCACGGGCUCGUACCGAUUUAAUGGGAGCUGCCUCUCCGCGAGCAGCUCUGGAGUCUGCGAGAACUCGAACAUGAUCGCGAACAACAACAAGCAUGAAUGCGACAGUUGUUCCGCGAAGUGCACGAAGUGCGAGAUCCCUAACUUCACGACCGCGUCGACGACCAACCAAGCUCAGUGUACUGGAUGUGUCGCUGGUUUCGUGCUCUCUAAUGGGACGUGCAUCGAGAGCUGUCCGACGGGAACGUUCCUUAGCCCGAAGGACAAUCUGACGUGCACUGCAUGCGACUCGUCUUGCGGUACUUGUGCGGGAUCGUCAGACUUCUGUCUGACAUGCACCAACAACCAGCUCGCUUCCAACGGCACCUGUACUUCUUCCUGUCCGUCCAACACCGUAAGCUCAUCGGGAGCCUGCCUUGCUUGCCACCCCGACUGCGCGACCUGCACUGGGACCUCCUUUAACCAGUGCUCGGGCUGUCCUUCCGAUCGGCCGGUACUGAACAAUGGACGGUGCCUUCCUACGUGUUCACAGUCAGGAUUCUUCGACACCGCGUCGUCUUCAUGUCAAUCGUGCGAUUCCAGCUGCUUGAGCUGCUCCGGGUCUGGGCCGAACAACUGUCUCGCAUGUUCGAGCUCGAGCCAGAUUCUGCGCGGGGGCACCUGUGUGUCCGCCGGCUGUAGUAACUCCAGCAGCGUCAUCUCUGGCUUGGGGCUCUGUCUCUCCGACCUCGUCGCGACGGUUGCCUCUGGAACGGCCUCAACGCCUCUGCCCACCAUCACAGGCAUCAACUCGAACACCAAGUCGACUACUGCGACCUCGCUCGCAUGGUGGCAGAUCCUGCUCAUGACGCUCGGUUGCGCCUUCAUCUUCCUCGUCAUCGUCAUUCUCUGGCGGCGUCGCAUGCGCCGCAAGCGCGCACAGGCGACCAUGGCGUUCGCUGCGGCCAAGCGGCUCGACCGGCCACGUGGCUGGCGCCUGCGCCUCUUGCGCUUUGGCGAGCGGCUCUUCGGGAACCACCACCCCAACCGCAAGUGGAUGGUCCCAGACGAGGAGCGCGACAUCAAGCUCGAGCGCAUGCGCGGCGCGGAGGAGCAGAGACACCUCAGGACGAUGGAGAAGCUCGGCGGCUCUUCCCGCCAGCCGUCGCCGCUGCCGUCUCUGGGAGACUACCGUGACGACGGGUGGGAAGCUCGCAAGGACCAGCGUGGAUCGCUGGCGUCGAUGUCGAACGAGUCGUUGUAUACCCAUAUCACGGGGCAGCCCCGUCGUACGCCGGAGCCGCGCCAGCCUGCGCGGAAUCCCCGCGAACUCCUGCCGUCUCGGUUCUCGGACACAACGCUGGGAUCGCACGAGGUCCGUAGGCUGGAGAAGGAUAGGGCAGAGCAGGACCGCUCGCCUACGCCUGCGCAGGAGUAUGCGCGAUCGUGGAUGGUACAGGAAGAGGAUACGAGCCGAGGUUCAUAUUGGCUCAAGCCCUCGAAUACCGGCGGCUCCAAGAAUCCGUUCCGACGAUGAAGUCCUUGGUGACCUGACGUCAAGACCCUUCAUGCAUGAUACUUUCGCAUUUGCUUUACCCUUCAUGGACCUCUGUACGGAUGACACUUGACAUUUCGCAACGACGUCUCGCACACGACUACCUCUGUCUCAAUGUAGUAUACUUACGCCAUGUAAUCAUGCUGUAGCCUUAAUUUGU
Molecule: messenger RNA, 3082 nt
Organism: Rhodofomes roseus
Lineage: Eukaryota; Fungi; Basidiomycota; Agaricomycetes; Polyporales; Fomitopsidaceae
Exons: 6
Coding region: 247-2904 (885 amino acids)
Source: RefSeq, a predicted model, not a curated record